Cuculus canorus (common cuckoo) is the source of this 6960-nucleotide messenger RNA. RefSeq names its product CD109 molecule (gene CD109). The transcript is spliced from 33 exons. The record is from RefSeq and is a predicted model, not a curated record. NCBI's taxonomy places the organism in Eukaryota, Metazoa, Chordata, Aves, Cuculiformes, Cuculidae. Bases 85 to 4416 code for a protein of 1443 amino acids. Gene Ontology annotation, molecular function: endopeptidase inhibitor activity. Gene Ontology annotation, cellular component: extracellular region.
AGGGCGGUGGCAGCCGCUCCCUCCCUGCCCGGUUCCAGCUCCGGCUCCAGCGCAGCACCCAGCGGGCAGCACCCACGGCGAGCCAUGGCUUGCACCUUCCUCCUUCUCCUCCUCUUCUUCUUGUGCGGCUCCGCGGCGGCCGGACCUACGUUCCUGGUGGCAGUUCCCUGGAACAUCCGUCCUGGAGCAAAUGUGACUGUGGGGGUAGCUCUGCUGCCAGACAGCCCAGCACAGGUCACCGUAAGGGGAGAAGUGAUCAGAGACAACGAGACCAUCCUGAGCAGGGAAAUGGUUUUUGAGAAAGAUUCUUUUGGGACUCUUGUUCUGCCAGUACUGCCUUUGAACAGUGCUUCUGGGAGUUAUGAAUUGCUGGUGGAAGGCCAUGCUGAUGGACGGCGCAUCUUCUCUAACCGUACCAGUUUGAUGUACAUGUCGAAGAGCAUCUCUGCAUUCAUCCAGACUGACAAAUCUAUGUAUAAACCAGGACAAGAUGUGAUGUUUAGGAUUGUCACCGUCUAUCCUGAUCUCAAACCUUACAAAGCAACUCUGAAUAUAUAUAUCCGAGACCCUCGGAAGAAACUGAUUCAGCAGUGGUUGAUGGAGGAGGGUGAUUUGGGUGUAGUUUCCAAAAAAUUUCAGUUGUCAAUGAACCCUCCACUAGGAGACUGGUCCAUAGAGGUGGAAGUGAAUGGUCAAGUACAUUAUCAAAGAUUUAAAGUGAUGGAAUAUGUUUUACCAAAAUUUGAUGUUAUGAUAACAGCACCGUUAUACUACUCUUUGAGAGAGGAAGAUGUAACUGGUGUUGUCACUGCAAAGUACAUGUAUGGAAAGCCAGUAAAGGGAACUGUGACAAUCACUUGCCUUUCUGUCUCUUACUGGACAAACAAGAGAAAUAUAACGACAACAAUGGAGAUAAAUGGAUCUGUGAAUGUAACGUGUAACAAGCUUAUGUUGCAAAACUUGAAUGCUGAUCAGUCGUGGCACCAAGGUGACAGUGAUUACACAGAGCCAAUAGAAAUUAUUGCAGUGGUCACUGAGUCGCUGACAGGAAACUCCCAAAAUUCAAGUACCAUUGUAUUUCCGAAGCAGAGCGACUAUUUUAUUGAAUUUAUGGACUACUCUAGAGUUAUAAAACCUUCUCUGAACUUCAUAGCUACACUAAAAGUGACACGUUCUGAUAGCAACCAGCUGACACCUGAAGAGAGGCAGAAUCUUGUCACAAUCACUGCACAACAGUCAGACCUGCUUUUUCACCACUCUUCACUUUCUCACCUUGAGAAUGAGGCAACAGAGGAGAGAAAUCUGACAGUCCAUGUCCUGAAUUACACAAUCCCAGAAAAUGGAAUUAUUGAUAUUGAGUUUCCAAUUCUUUCUAAUACAAAAACUCUGAGAGUUCAGGCAGAAUUCCUCAGCAGUAGGACUGACAUAGGUGUUUAUGAUGUAUUCAGCUCCCCCAGCCAGACUUAUCUCCAGGUUAAAACAAAGAGCCAGGACAUAAAGGCUGGGAAGCCUUUUGAGCUGAGUAUUGAAAGCAACAAGCCAGUGAGAGAAUUCCACUAUCUGGUGUUAUCUAAGGAACAUAUUAUUGCUUUUGGCACAAAGACUGCAAAAUCUUUCACUUUAACAGCAGAAAAUUCCUGGGCUCCUUUGGCGUGUAUACUUGUAUUCUACGUUGAUGAGCUCGGAGUGGUAGUAAAUGAUGCUCUCACUGUCCCCAUUCAGCCUGUUUUGGAUGACAAGAUUAAAAUUUCUUGGAGCAAAGAUAAGGUCAAGCCAUCUGAGAAAGUCUCCCUUAAAAUCAGUACAACAGAACCAGGAUCAGUAAUUGGACUUGCAGUUGUUGAUAAAAGCGCAAAGCUUCUAGGAGAAAGUAGUGACAUAACAGAAGACUCUGUCUUCCAUGAGCUCAAUUUGUACAGCACAGUGCAGUACUUCCCCCUCGUCAGAGGUUCUUUUGGUGUCUUUCAGAAAUGCAGCCUUUGGGUAUCAACUGAUGCAAUUCUUGAGGAGGAUAAGGAACAUUUUCUUUAUGGUGGAAUGAUACCCAUAGAGGAUGGUUUUGGUGAUGAUAUACCAGUAUCUAAAAAUGGACCUCCCGAUUUCAGCAACCUCUACGUGAGGACACAUUUUCCAGAGACUUGGCUUUGGAUCGACACUAAAACUAGAUCUGACACAGACACCACAAUGGAAGUUACUGUUCCUGAUAGCAUCACAUCCUGGGUAGCCAGUGCUUUUGUGAUGUCUGAAAACAGCGGGCUUGAAGUGACGACUGCUCCAGUGGAGCUAGAAGCUUUUCAACCUUUCUUCAUUUUCUUGAACCUUCCAUAUUCUGUCAUCAGAGGAGAGCAGUUCAUUUUGGAAGUGAACAUCUUUAAUUAUUUGAAAGAAGCAGCUGAGGUCACUGUUAUCCUGGAUGCGAAUGAUGCUUUUGAAAUUAUUCUAACAUCUAAUGAAAUAAAUGCUACAGAAAAUGAACAGUCUGUAUCUGUACCAAGUGAAGAUGGGAAAACUGUUCAGUUCCCAGUUAAGCCAAAACAACUGGGAGAGAUUCCAAUCAAAGUGACAGCAAUAUCAUCUGCUGCUUCUGAUGCUAUCAUCCAGAAAGUUUUAGUAAAGGCUGAAGGGUUGGAACAAACGUAUUCUCAGACAGUCCUUUUGGAUUUGACUAGGAAUAAACCACGAGCAGUGUCAGAAACUUUGGAUUUCACUUUCCCUUCUGAUGUUGUAAGUGGAAGUGAGAGAGUGCAGGUCACUGCUGUUGGUGAUUUACUUGGGCCUUCUAUCAAUGGUUUGUCAUCACUGAUUAAGAUGCCUUAUGGCUGUGGUGAACAGAAUAUGAUCAAUUUUGCUCCAAAUAUUUAUGUUCUGCAAUACCUGACUAAAACCAGGCAGCUGAGAGAGGAUAUUAAAUCAAAAGCUGUAUCAUUUAUGAGAAAAGGCUACCAGAGAGAGCUGCUUUUCCAGAGGGAUGAUGGUUCUUUUAGUGCCUUUGGAAAUGAAGAUCCCUCUGGGAGCACAUGGUUAUCAGCUUUUGUGUUAAGAUGUUUCCUUCAAGCUCGUCCAUUCAUAGAUAUUGACCAAGAUGUGCUCAUGGAUACUGCUAAAUGGAUUGUUCGGCAUCAGAAAAUAAAUGGAGAAUUUCAUGAGCCUGGGAAAGUGCUGCACAGUGAUCUUCAAGGAGGCACCAAUAAUCCAGUUACUCUCACAGCUUAUAUCAUGUCAUCCCUCCUAGGGUUUCCAGAUAAACAGCAUGCUUAUGUCAUAAAGAGUGCUACAAACUUUCUAGAAGAUAAAUUUGAAGAAGGUAUUUCAGAUAAUUACACUUUGGCACUUGUGACCUAUGCAUUGUCCUGGGCAAAAAGUACAAAAGCAAAGGAGGCGCUGAAUAUACUGAACCAGAGGGCAGAACACCAAGGAGAAUUUCGUUUCUGGAUAACACCUGCCUCUGAAAUUUCUGAUUCAUGGCAGCCACGGUCCAUUGAUAUUGAACUUGCAGCAUAUGCUCUGCUAUCACACUUUCAUCAAGACAGAAUAGCAGAGGGGAUUCCUAUUAUGAAAUGGCUAAGUCAGCAGAGAAAUCACCUUGGGGGAUUUUCAUCUACUCAGGACACAGUGGUGGCUCUGCAAGCCUUGAGUCUAUUUGCAACUCUCACUGCUGCAAGCAAGACAGAAAUGGAUAUAACAGUGACAGCACCUUCUUUGAAAACUCCAGAAAUAUUUUCAAUUGACACUCGAAACCGUUUUCUGCUUCAGACCAAAGAGAUUACCCCUGCACAACCAAUGACAGUUACAGUGGCAGCAGAGGGAACAGGAUUUGCUGUCUUUCAGCUCAAUAUUAUUUACAACACAAAAUUUACAACACAGAGGCUCAGGUCUGUCCAAAAACAAGAAGCCUUUGACUUGAAUGUUGAUGUAAAAGAUGACAAAGAUGAUAAAAACCAUUUAACCUUGAAUGUGUGCACAAGGUAUUUUGCUUCCGGCACAGCUCCCGGUAGUGGUAUGGUCCUCAUGGAAGUUGGCUUACUCAGUGGUUUCUCUGUGUCACCGGAUUUCAUUCCGUUAGACAAUACAGUUAAGAAGAUGGAAAGAGACAAUGGAAAAGUCAACCUAUACUUAGACUCUCUAAAUGAGACACAGGUUUGUGUGGAUAUUCCAGCCGUGAGAGACUUCAAAGUGGCAAAUAUCCAAGAUGCUUCAGUAGCUGUAGUGGAUUACUAUGAACCUAGGAGAAGAGCAGUGAGAAUUUACAAUUCAGAAGUAAUGCAAAGUAUAACCACCUGUGACUUCUGUGAAAGUGAUUGCAGUCUUUGCCACCGAGAUGGCUCUGCAGCCUUGCUUCAGCACUCUUCGUUGGCCUCCUUGUUCUGUGUGUUGUUUGUCAUUCAUGUAAACUUACUGUGCAGUUGGGUGCUGUAAAACGAAACAGGUUAUGUUUUGUAUCUAAGGUUUCCAUAAAUUAUCCAAAGAAAAUUUUAUGCUCAGAUACCGGCCUGUGUUUAGUGAUUACAGUGACCAAACUCCUGCUGUGUUCAGGGAGAACUGGGCUGGCCCAUAUGGUAAAUUUCUGGCUGUGCCAGAAAACUUCUUUAAGUGUCUGCUGGAAAAACUUUCCAAGUGUUAGCUUCAUACUGAAGUUAUUGUCUGAGAAAGCACAGUUACUGAGAAAGCAGUCUGAAGAAAUACAAACCUAGCUCAAUGUUCACAUUCUCUUUUCACCCCAGCUUUCAAUUGUGCUUGUUUUUUUAGGAAUACGUUAGUUCACUGUGCUUUUCUGAAACACAGUCUGCUUCUCCAUUGGAGUGUUACUAAGCAGAGAGCUGGGAGCUUCAUAUCAGAGCUCACUUUGUUCUGUUCUGCAGACAUGACACAACAUUAAUACUGAAUUUCGCUGUAUGCUCUCAUGGGGAAUAAUAUGAAAAAUAAAAGGAGCUGGCUUCAGAGCAGAUCCAAGAGCCAAAAAGUACUGUAUUCACAAACUGCUGAAUGCUCCAGAAAAUUGUCAGUCUUUUUUUAUCAUUACAGAGAAAGUAGGUGGAUUAUUUUUGGCCAAUUCAUAAGCUAAUCACGUUUGAAAAUAAGGCCUCAGGAUGUUCACGUGCAUUUGACUCUGGAAGAAUUUUACUGUAAAUGUAUCAAAGAUGAAGACUAAGACUUCAUUUUUCCAGGGCUAUUCAGAAACAAAUGUAAUUCUCUUUCCAUGUGACAAUGCUGGUCUCCAUGGCUAUACUUAUAUCCAACAGAAUUAAGGUUGUUUUGAUCCUUCCCUGGUUUUUGGAAGUCUUCUAGAAAUGUCACUCUGGGCCAUCAUUAAUGUCUUGGGUUUGCAGUGUUGUCAAUGAUUUAAGUGGCAUCACCCCCGAACCACUGUUUACUCCUCUCUGUGCCACAUCCGCUGGUUGGCCCCGUGUGCCAUCUGUGAAUGCAACUCCUGCUGUUGGUUGAUGGGAGAGGCUUUUUAGUAGUAUGGGCUGAACAUACAUUUGGUCCAGCAAAAGAAUUGACAUUCUUGCUUCACUUUAAGAACAUCCUUGUAUGCUUAAAUCCUUUGCUGAAGUGGGAUGGUGAAGAGCAGCAGGCACUUUUAGACCCAAAUCUGCUCUUUGCACAUGGGAAGAAUUUCAGGUCUCCAUGAGUGGAAAUGGGGGAGCUCUUACCUCCUGAGUGAGUGUGUGAAUGUCUUCCCUGUCUGGCAGCCGAUUUAUCCUUUUUGAACACUGCCUGUGAUGUCUAGUAGUUACUUCUUUUUCAUAAGGAAGUCAAGCUGAUAAUAUUCCUAGUUACUAAAAUGAGGUGAAUAACUGUUAUGCCAACUAACAGAGUUAGAAAAUUUAAGGCUAUUGGAUCCUUUUCUUUCAUACCUUUUUGAGACAGAAUGUGUACAUGUCCACAUGUAAUUAUACGGCAAUUUCUAAUUUUUAUUCAAAUUUUGUUACUGCUUAAAUUGUAUAUUUUUGUAUUUUAUGCUCAUCUAUACUUUCAUUCACAAAAGAAAUUAGUGCAUGGUAGUAGCAUGGGAAGAGGCCUGAACUUCCUGACCGGUGCCUUCUAAUACUGAUGCAUAGGUUUUUAAAUGCAAAACUAGUUUAGGUGGUGUUAUUUGUUUUACUUUAGCUGUGUUUAGAAUUUACAGUGUUUUUCACAAACUUGGGGUUCUGUUCUGUCUCUCUGGCAGAGCUUAGGCCUGGUUCUUUGUAGUAAGUUCAUGCUUUUCACUUGUCUUCGGCACACUUUAUCUCUCACCCCUUGAAUAAUUGAUUAGUGCCUUAACAUGAGUGCCUGUGCUGCUCUCUGACCCACAUAAACUAAUAUUAUAUUUACUGAAAUCCAAAGCACUGCUUAGUCAAUAGGAUGCAGGAUCUGACCCUCUGUAAGUCAUCUCCUUGGUUUCAUGGGUUUAGAGCUAAUAGAAACCAAAAUAUAACCCAAAAUAUAUCUUUGCAUCUCAAAUCCUUUGCUCGUAUGUGGGAGCAUAGAUUGAAUUGUGCCAAGUGUAAGAUCUGGAAGACAUUCACACUCUGAACUGAGAUAUGUUUUGCUGCAGUGGAACUAUGAAAGCAAAAAAGUUCAUCUUUUGCUUUUGGAGACAGCAGCCUUGACAUGUCAUUUGCCUCCAUUUACUGUAAUGUCAAGAAUCUGAAGUUCACAUACUUUCAGUUUUUACUAUAUGUAUAAUACCUAAGAGGGAUAUUAAUGUUAGGGUAAAGAGGCUUAUUUUCUAGACAAGAUAGAGUGGAGAUAAACUGCUCAUUUGCAGUACAUAGUAGGAAUAAGUGAGUUUUAUUUCACAAGCAAUCCCAGCUUCCUGAAUAUCCUCAAGAAAAAUGGAAUUAAAUUGCUCCUCCUAAUUUCAGAAAGUACAGGUUUUAAUAGUAUUCCCUUACAUUUGAUUUUGAGACAAACAACACAUGGUUUUUAAAUGACUUUUGGCUGCCUUGUACACCCUACUAAGAAGCAUCAGUC